Syzygium oleosum is the source of this 795-nucleotide messenger RNA. RefSeq names its product actin-depolymerizing factor 2-like. Bases 150 to 569 code for a protein of 139 amino acids. The transcript is spliced from 3 exons. Gene Ontology annotation, cellular component: cytoplasm; actin cytoskeleton. The record is from RefSeq and is a predicted model, not a curated record. Lineage: Eukaryota; Viridiplantae; Streptophyta; Magnoliopsida; Myrtales; Myrtaceae. Gene Ontology annotation, molecular function: actin filament binding. Gene Ontology annotation, biological process: actin filament depolymerization.
AGGGCAAAGAGGUCUACCCCUCGACAAACUCCGCAGCCUAUCCCUUUCCAUCCCCUCUUUUUCUCUCUCUCUCUCUCCUCUCGAGCCCUAGAUUUCCUCCACCGUCUUCCUCCCUCACUUCUGGUUCUCUGCUCUGCUUCCCAGGCGAAAUGGCAAACGCAGCUUCAGGUAUGGCAGUGCAUGAUGAUUGCAAGUUGAAGUUCUUAGAGUUGAAGGCGAAAAGGACAUACCGUUUCAUAGUAUAUAAGAUUGAAGAGAAGCAAAAGCAAGUGAUCGUUGAAAAACUUGGAGAACCUGCAAAUAGUUAUGAAGAUUUCACUGCAAGCCUUCCUGCUGAUGAGUGCAGAUAUGCUGUGUAUGACUUUGAUUUUAUGACUGCAGAGAAUGUUCCAAAGAGCAGGAUUAUCUUCAUUGCCUGGUCCCCUGACACUUCUAAAGUGAGGAACAAGAUGAUAUAUGCAAGCUCCAAGGACAGAUUCAAGAGAGAGUUGGAUGGUAUCCAGAUUGAGUUGCAGGCUACUGAUCCGACAGAGAUGGGCCUUGACGUUAUUAGGAGCCGCUCCACUUAAAUGGAAAGUUUUAUAUGCAAUGAAGGUUCUUAACACCAUUUGUGUCCUAUAUGUGUCAUAUUUACAUCUUCCGGGACCUAGGACUUGCAGUUACUUUAUCUAUUGGCUUGUCAUCUGAAAUUUAUCGAAGAAGUUUUCAUCUCAAGCAUCGGAUGAUGCUCCAGAUCCUCUUAUGCGAUUGUAAUGGUGACUUUUUUGUUUGGGAUUGCAACACAUACAGUUUUUA